This is a messenger RNA of Pelagomonas calceolata, 797 nucleotides long. The record is from the annotation of a GenBank genome assembly. NCBI's taxonomy places the organism in Eukaryota, Pelagophyceae, Pelagomonadales, Pelagomonadaceae.
CGACGAGGUGCGAGGGCAGGGCAAUCACCACGACAUUCGGCGCAGUACGCGAGUUACGUGAGCACCCACGCCACAGUACUGCUCGAGAUAUCUGCAUCAAUUUGGGCUGUGACGUAGAGCUCUUACCGUAAUGAUGGUGAGCACUACAGCCCAUGCCCUCGGCUGCUUGGCAUUAGCCGCCGUAGCCGCUGCGUACACCCUCCCGUCAACAAAAAUCAAUGCGCCGCGCUGGCGACGAACGGCGCGCCGCGCCGUCGACCUGAGCCCGUUCGAGGAGGAGGUCAUCCGUAGCGCGGACGACCAGUACCCGCUGACGCUCGAUAAUGUUGAGAUGAUUUUAGACGAGCUGCGGCCAUACCUGAUGAGCGACGGCGGUAACGUCCGCGUGUCGGGCAUCGAGGGUCCGGUUGUACGCCUGCAGCUCGAGGGCGCCUGCGGCGACUGCCCGUCGUCGACGAUGACGAUGAAGAUGGGCUUGGAGAGGCGUCUCAAGGAGGCCAUUCCCGAGAUCUCCGAGGUCGUCCAGGUGCUGCCCGACGCUCCCGAUAUUACGGAGGAAGCUGUAGAUGAGGUGCUCGACGGCGUGCGGCCGUUCCUGUCGGUCGCGGGCGGGUCCAUCGAUUUGGUGAGCGUCUCGGGCUCGGGCGGCAUCCAGCCGACCGUCGUGCUCAAGCUCGAGGGCAAAUCCGCGUCCUUGUUUUCGGUGAAGAACGAGAUCUCGCAGCGCAUCCACCGCCACUUCAUGGCCUCGGGCUUACGCGUAGAAUGGGACGGGGACAACAACUAAUUGUACUUUU